Messenger RNA from Nerophis ophidion (straightnose pipefish), 5155 nucleotides. RefSeq names its product neurotrimin (gene ntm). NCBI's taxonomy places the organism in Eukaryota, Metazoa, Chordata, Actinopteri, Syngnathiformes, Syngnathidae. Gene Ontology annotation, cellular component: neuron projection. The coding region runs from base 173 to 1222 and encodes 349 amino acids. The record is from RefSeq and is a predicted model, not a curated record. The transcript has 9 exons.
UCCAACCUAAUAGUUGAAGGAGGGACUUUGUUAAGCGCAGUGUUGGCGGAAUCUCUAUUUUGAGGGAAGAGGACGUACUGGACUGGAGGGGGAGGGACAAUAAACACUUAUUAUAGGAUUUUCAAAUAUUUGUCUGGAAAGACAUUGGACGAAGACAACCGGAUCAAUAAACAUGACAAAUCCCCUGUACUGGACUAUACUACUCGGCAUGGCGGUCCUGCUGAUGGAGCAAGGGUUGCCUGUCCGCAGUCAAAGCGAUUCUCUACCUGACACCAAAGUGAUGGACAAUAUUACCGUGCGACAAGGAGAAACGUUAUUUCUCAGGUGUGCACAGGGGGACAUUGUCACACAUACAGCAUGGCUAAAUCGGUCAAGUAUACUAUAUGCCGGAGAUGAAAAAUGGUCCGUGGAUCCAAGGGUGAGUUUGGUGACACUUAAUCAAGAAGAGUUUACCAUCAAGAUUGAAAACGUGGACAUGACGGAUGAGGGGCAGUAUGUUUGUGCGGUCCAAACCAGCAGCCGACCAACAACCACCAUAAUACAUGUCCUCGUCCAAGUACCUCCAAAAAUCAUCAAUCUGCCAAGGGACAUUGUGGUAAAUGAAGGCUCUAAUGUCACCCUGAUGUGCCAAGCCGAUGGAAAACCAGAGCCUUUAAUCAGCUGGAAACUCAUCUCAUCUUCAGGGGACCAGGCAACAGAUGAUGAUUACCUGGAAAUCCCAUCUAUCUCCAGACAGAGAGCAGGGACGUAUGAAUGCACAGCUGUCAACAAUAUUGACACAGAUACCCAGACUGUGGACAUCACUGUCAACUAUGCUCCAUCUGUGUCUGACGGAAGAGAUGUUGGCGUUACGCUGGGCCAAAGGGGAGUGUUGGAGUGUGAGGCGGAUGCAGUGCCUGAGGCCGAUUUUGAGUGGUAUAAAGAUGACAGAAGAAUCUCGAAUGGCUUUGACGGUUUGGAAAUUGUGAACACCGGCUCACUAUCCAGACUGACGUUUUUUAAUGUGUCUGAUGGAGACUACGGUAACUACUCUUGUGUUGCUGUCAACAAACUGGGAAGCUCCAAUACUAGCUUCCUUAUGUAUGUGGUAAUCCAGCCCACUAGCUCCACGCUAUUGCAAGGACCGAGAACAGUUCAGGACGGCAGUGGAUCAGCGAUGGGUCUUCACUUACACACCUGCCUCAUCAUCAUCGUGUGUUUACCCUUUUUGUUGAAAUUUUGAGGCGGGAUCAACAAUAUUUGUGGUUGAGUGUACAGUAUGUUAUUUUGGAGAUGUGUUUGUUUUUGUGCUUUUUUCAUUUGCAACCAUAAACUGAUAAGAAAGAGGUCAGGCAGGUCACUUGCUAUGUAAAGAUCUAGACGUUUCAUGUCACUUUAUUUUUUGUUAAUUUAUUUCAAAAACGUGACAUGUUGCGCUUCAGAAAACAUUGUCAGAAACUGACUUUUAAUUGAAUGUGACUGCAUUUUUUGUUCACACUAAAUCCAAAUCGGUCACACUUAAGGUUAUGUUCACACUGCAGGUUAAUUCCGAUUUUCUUUGCCACGUGUAUCUGAUUUUUUUUCAUGUCAGCGUAUUACACAAUAACAACGUAAAAAUGUAAAAUACAUUGUUUUUGGAACGUAACAAGAUCGGAUUCUACAAAAAAAUCAGAUUUAGGCAUCAUACCCUGCAGUGCGAACACAGCCUAAAUCUAGGAAUGGUCAUACAUAAGGUUAUGUUCACACUGCAGUUCAAUUCCGAUUACUUGCCCACAUGUGACAUGUACCGUAAUUUUCGGCCAAUAAUUCGCAUUUUUUUUUCAUAGUUUGGCCAGGAGCGACUUAUGUGUGAAAUUAUUAACACAUUACCGUAAAAUAACAAAUAAUAUUAUUUAGCUCACUCAGGUAAGAGACUAGACGUAUAAGAUUUCAUGGGAUUUAGUGAUUAGGAGUGACAGAUUGUUUGGUAAACGUAUAGCAUGUUCUAUAUGUUAUAGUUAUUUGAAUGACUCUUACCAUAAUAUGUUACGUUAAAAUACCAGGCACGUUCUCUUUGGUUAUUUAUGCGUCAUAUAACAUAUACUAAUUCAGCCUAUUGGUCACUAUUCUUUAUUUAUUUUAAAUUGCCUUUCAAAUAUCUAUUCUUGGUGUUGGGUUUUAUCAAAUAAAUUUCCCCAAAAAAUGCAACUUAUACUCCACUGCGACUUAUAUAUGUUUUUUUCCUUCUUUAUUAUGUAUUUUCGGCAGGUGCGACUUAUACGUUAUCUGAAUUUUUGUGUGUAACGUUUGAGUACAGUCCGAUUUUUUUUCUUCUCAAAUCUGACACAAACAGACACAAAUAUGCAGGAUAUCCAACAACUACAGUCUGAACAAUUGUUCAUCCGACUCAUACGCCAUCAAAAAUCGAAAAACAUCAUCAUUUUUGGCAAAAAUAGAUGAAAUAACAGGCAGAAAUAAUAUUACUGAAGUUAAUAUCCCACCACUCCUGGCUCCGACUGCUCGCACACAAGCUCUUCGGAACACACGUCGAAGCAAAUGUCCCAUAAACCCAAAGAGCCUAAACCCUCUUCCUUGUUAACCUCCUACAUAAAAUAAUUUGGUGAAGAAAAUGUUGACUCCGGUUGUACAAAAUCCUUGAAUUCGCCCCAAAUACGCAAGGAGUGAGAAUUGGUAUUGAAUACUAGAAUUAGAGCCAUGUUUACUUGCGCAUACAAGGUGCAGUCCCAUUCCAAUCAUUCUGUUUGCAUUAUAAAUACAUUUUUGGGAGGAAUGUGAAUGACUGCAUAAAAAGAUCUGAUUCAACAAAUAACCCAAAUUAAGCAUCAUACCCUGCAAUAGGAACGUAGCCUAAAUCCAGGAACGGUCAAACUUAGUCCAUGUUCACAUUGCAGAUCAAUGCAAUUUUGUUUGCCCCUAUGUGACAAGCAUCUGAUAUUUUCAUGUCAAUGUGAAAAGUGCAUUUCUGAUUUUUUUUCAAAUCCGUAUAUGUGGAUUUGAACCACCAUAUGUCAUCAAAAAGUGACAGACAUCACGAUUCUUUGCCAAAAUAGAAGGUUGUGAAAAGAAAUAGUGGACAAUACGCUGUAAAAAGGUCAAUAUAAUGUCUUAGAAGAAAAAAUGUGGUGAACAAAAUGUUGACUGCGGUUGAACAAAUUGGACCCAUGUUUACUUGCGUAAACACCAUACUUGCCAAUCCUCCCGAAUUUUCCGGGAGUCUCCCGAAAUUCAGCGCCUCUCCCGAAAAUCUCCUUGUUUUCAGCCGGAGCUGGAGGCCACGCCCCCUCCAGCUCCAUGCGGACCUGAGUGAGGACGGCCUUUUUUCACGUCUGCUUUCCCACAAUAUAAACAGUGUGCCUGCCCAAUCACGUUAUUCCAUACGAGGCGUCCGGCAUGCCGCUGAUGAGCAUGGUGCAGAUGGAGAAGAUCUCGGCGUCCGUGUUGGCGGACACGUUUAAAGCCGACGCUGGUCAGGCAGCUGAGGGUGAAGUAGAGGGCGGCGAUGUGCGAGCUGCGCACCGACGGGCCGCCGACCCGGUUGUUGAUGUAGGGCAGUGGUCCCCAACCAACGGGGAUUAUUUUUUAAUAAAUCAACAUAAAAAAUACAAGAUACACUUACAAUUAGUGCAACAACCCAAAAAAACUUCCUCCCUCAUUUACACUCAUUAACACAAAAGGGUUGUUUCUUUCUGUUAUUAAUAUUUCUGGUUCCUACAAUAUAUAUCAACACAGUCUGCAAGUGAUACAGUCCGUAAGCACACAUGAUUGUAUUUUUUUAUCAACCUCCGUCGGACAAAAUUUUAAAGCGUUGACUACAGUUACAAAAAGUUUGGGGACCACUGACGUAGGGCAUCUCCAGGCGUUUGCCCAACUCAUGGAGCCAUCCUUGGGGAAGAGACAGGAGGACAACAGGAUGACAUAACUAAAUCAUCCAGACUAGAGAUAAUUUGUAUUAUUAUGUUUAUCUUACCUAAAAAUAAAUAUAUUCAUUAAUUAAAAAAACAAAACAGCUAAAUACAUUGUUAUUAUAUUUUGCUAAAAACAUCAAAAUUAAUUGUAUUUUUAUUUGUAGUUUUUCUUACUCCUUAUUACAUUCAGCCAUAGAAUUAUACAUUGAAAUAAACAUAGUAAUUAAUGAAGUAAUUCAUUUUAAAUGAUCAUAAUAAUUCAUUUAAAAUGACCAUAUUUAAUUAUUAAAAUAAUUGCUUGUUUAUCAACAACUUUAGCAUUUUAUUCAUUACAUUUUGAAGCUCUCAGAAGCCAGAUUAUGUUAUAUUCCUUAAGAUUUAUUUAUGCAAGUUUGAAGUAUCAAUUAUCUAAACACAGUUUUGUUUGCAUAUUUUCAGGAUAUAUAUAUAUAUAUAUAUAUAUAUAUAUAUAUAUAUAUAUAUAUAUAUAUAUAUAUAUAUACGCUGUAUGAAUGAAAUACUUGACUUGGUGAAUUCUAGCUGUAAAUAUACUCCUCCCCGCUUAACCACGCCCCCGGCCCCAACCCCGAAAUUGGAGGUCUCAAGGUUGGCAAGUAUGGUAAACACACUGUCAUGACACAUUUUGGCAUGCGGGUUAUUAUAGGGCCCCAUUCAGUAAAAAAUCAAACAUGUUUUUAAUGUGAAGGACUAUGUAAAAUGAUCAAACAACAAAUCUGAAUAAGACACCUUACCCAACAGUGUAAACAUAACCUAAAUCUAACAAUGGUCAUAAACACAUGACUACAGUAUGUUGACACUGCACUGCAGGUUAAUUACGGUAUUCUCACACCGCAUAUGACCACUAUUUUUUUUUUCAUAUUAAUGUAAGUAGGGCGACUAAAUAGUUUUUUUGUAAUGUGAAUGACUACAUAAAAAAAAAAUCAGAAUUAGCAAAAUAAUCCAAAUUGGGCGUCUUAGUCUGCAGUGUGAAAGUAGUCUAAAGCAAGUCAGUGAUAAACACCUUAAAGUCAACCUUAAACGUUUUUGUGAGAAGAUUAAGAUUACUCCUACAGCUUUAAUAUUAUCAUAUAUUAUCAAUCCAGCCAUCCAUUUUCUACACCUUUUCAUGUAAAAAAAAAAAUUGGUUGAAGAGCCCAGUUAUUUUUUGCAUCUAAAAUCAUUUUAGACUUAUAAUUCUAGUGAUGUUUACUUGUUGUAUUAUACUAAUGUUUAACUGUGUGUGUGUGUGUAUAUAUAUAUAUAUAUAUAUA